AUGGACAGUCUGAAGCCUAUAGGUCCAACCCAAGGCCUAGUACGGGGGCUUGGCGUUGAAAAUUUACCCAAAUUGAUCCUGGGUGGUGCUACUCUCAACACGCAGUAUAACGAUGAUCCUGCUUCACUGCCAGUCGUCGAUAUGAUUCGCUUUGCCAUGCAGUUCGGGGUCCGCGCGAUUGACACUUCUCCAUACUACGGAGACAGCGAAGUGCUCUACGGGGCUGCAUUGGAAAGCUUGAAGGAGGAGCUUCCUAGAGAGAACUACUUUAUCUGCACGAAGGUUGGUCGCAUUAGGCUCGAGGAAUUCGACUAUUCACGCAGCCACAUUCAUUUUAGCGUUCUCAGAUCGUGUGAGCGCCUAAAGACUAAGUACUUGGAUGUCGUGUUCCUACACGACGUGGAGUUCGUUGAGACUGAGCAAGUGUUGGAGGCCUUACAGGAAUUGCGCAAGCUGCGAGAUGAAGGCGUAAUUCUGAAUUUUGGCAUCAGCGGGUACCCCGUAGACUUUUUGCUCAAUAUAGCACUCAAAUGCAAGACGCAUCCGCAAAUAGGAGCUCUUGAUGUGGUUCUGUCAUACGCCAAUUUGAAUCUGCAGAACCGUACGCUGCACGAGUAUGCCCCACGCUUCAGAGAGGAGGCGGGAGUCAAAGUGGUCGAGAACGGCUCUAUCUUGAGUAUGUCGCUGCUGCGCUCCCAGGAAACGAAGGCGUUCCAUCCUUGUUCUGCAGAGCUCCGGAAGCUGUCCAACGAGGCUGCUCAGUACGCCGCUUCGCAGGGCGAAGACCUCGCAAGCCUUGCCACCAGAUACGCUUUCAGCGAGUGGGCAGACAAGGGUCCCACAGUGCUAGGAGUUAGCAGUGUCGCGGAGUUGCGGGUAGCGCUGGAGAGCUACACGAUCGUGGCAGACAACCAAGGUAAGCUGAGCGAAAAGGACGCACGGCUGGCGAACGAGAUCCAGUCCCAAAUUUUCGGAGCGCACAUGAACGAGACAUGGUCAUCCGGGAUAGACCACGAAGAGUAA
Molecule: messenger RNA, 1023 nt
Organism: Lachancea thermotolerans CBS 6340
Lineage: Eukaryota; Fungi; Ascomycota; Saccharomycetes; Saccharomycetales; Saccharomycetaceae
Gene: ARA2
Product: D-arabinose 1-dehydrogenase (NAD(P)(+)) ARA2
Exons: 1
Coding region: 1-1023 (340 amino acids)
Biological process (GO): dehydro-D-arabinono-1,4-lactone biosynthetic process
Cellular component (GO): cytosol
Molecular function (GO): D-arabinose 1-dehydrogenase [NAD(P)+] activity
Source: RefSeq, a predicted model, not a curated record